CCUGUGCUGCGGAAGAGCGCAGGAACGAACUGAGCAGAAGCUCCGAAUAGUUGCUUCGUUAGCGACGGCGAAGUAACCGACUGCAGAACAUGGCAGCAGGCGGCGGUGGGCAGUAGUCAUUGAAAGACGAUUUGCGUCUAGUGAAGCAGUGUCAUGUGAUUUUAUCGGCAGAGUCCCUGGCAAAAGAUCAGUUCUACGGCAAAAAGUCGAAGGACCAGCCAAGCGCGUGGGCUGUUACCGACAACUGCAGAACGGACGACGGAAAUACAGAACUGAUUUUUUUUGCUAAAAAUUGUACACUUCAGAGCGACGAUUAGGGGCCGAAUAUGACGGAGAAGCAAGAGGUAAAGCCCUUUUUCCGAAUCAGCCAGGACGGUGCCAAGGAAGCAACAGUUAGCCAAUAUAGCGCCCACAUCAAACGGCUACGGAGUACUUUUGCUGCCGGUCGCACAAGACCGUUGGCCUGGCGAAUUCGACAGCUAGAAGCGCUGAAAUCCUUUUUAACUGACAAUUACGAAGCACUAAUUACCGCGUUAUAUUGUGACCUUCGCAAAGGCCGUUUGGAGGCGAUAAUCUUCGAGGUAGAUUUCGUUCUAAAUGACAUCAAUGGAGCGCUCAUGAACAUCGGCAUAUGGGCACAGCCCGAACCCAUCCCCAGGACGCUUAUGACCUUAAUAGACACAAGUACUCUUCACAGUGAGCCACUUGGAUUGGUUCUGUUGUUAGGUGCGUGGAACUACCCUGUUCAAAUUACCCUGAGCCCUCUGGUAGGUGCAAUCGCUGCAGGUAACUGUGUCGUUAUCAAGCCUUCGGAGCAAAGUCCGGCAACGGCUGCCCUUUUGGAACGUCUAAAAAGCUAUCUUGAUAACGAGGCCUUUCUAAUCGUAAACGGCGGAGUUGAAGAAGCCACCGAGUUGCUGAAAGAGCGUUACGACAUAAUUUUCUACACAGGCUCGGUUAACGUUGGUAAAAUCAUCUAUGCUGCCGCCCAGAAGUAUCUGACACCUGUCGUACUCGAGUUGGGUGGUAAGAGCCCGGUGUACAUCCACCCCGAUGUCGACUUGGGCAUAACAACAAGACGAGUACUGUGGGGAAAAUUUGUGAAUGCAGGCCAAACCUGCGUCGCUCCUGAUUAUGUCAUAUGCCAUGAACAGAUCUACGAUCAAUUCAUUUCAACAGCGAAACGAAUAAUUCGGGAGUUCUUCGGUGAUGACCCGAAGUCAUCACCUGAUUUUGGUCGUAUCGUAACAACCGGCCACGCUGAGCGCCUUGUUCGUUUGAUGCGGGGGGCGGAUAUCGUCGUUGGAGGAAUUGCCGACCCUGACAAUCGUUAUGUGGCGCCGACAAUCGUCAAAAACGUUCAAGGUUCGGAUCCGCUGAUGCAAGAGGAAAUCUUUGGACCGAUCCUUCCGGUUAUGAAGGUCAAAGGACUCGAUGACGCUAUUCAAUUUAUUAACUCUCGUGAUAAGCCUCUUACGGCAUAUUUGUUUGCAAGAGACCAGCGAGUCAUUUCACUCUUCACCAGCGAAACCUCUUCCGGAUCGUUGUGUAUCAACGACGUUCUUGUUCAUCUAUCGAAUGAGGGCUUGCCGUUCGGGGGAGUCGGUACCUCGGGCAUGGGCCGAUACCAUGGCAAGUACACCUUUGACUGUUUCUCCAAUAAGAAAGCUGUCAUGCAGAGAGAUUUCUCCUAUAUUGGUGAGAUUGUCGGAAAAAAGCGUUACCCACCGUACACGGAGAAAAACCUUCAACUUUUUAAAAUAAUUCUGAAACGGCGCGGGCGUCUCCUUGGGCCAUUUAGACCCUUUGUCCUGCCAUUGUUUUGGGCGACAAUCGGUAUUCUUUUUUAUCGCUAUUUGUUGAGGUUUCUCUGAUCAGACAGUAACAUUAGUAUGGUGCAAAAUAUUACCAUGCUACGCUGAUAUUGUUCGUGCGGCUGUGCUAUAUCAUUCGAUUCACCGCAAAUAAAAAUCAACCUAGGUUACAAAGAUAUUAUAACAUGGCAGUAUUCACAGAAAAAGACAAAACUGCUAAUUUCUUCUAUGUCCGACACGUCGUCACAACAGAUGACUACCUCGUCUGCUCUGUAGUCCAUGUCACAAUGAUUAAAUAAUUAGUACAAGUUAAGUUAUAAAUAGUACUACUUCUUAGCGAAGGAAUAAUGUACAGGCAUGUAUCUAUAAUAUCGGUCAUUGACAAGGUAACUUGCCAAUACAACUCAAUGCUUUUCACCUCCUCUGUGCAAUAUAUAGUAUACCCCUUAUUAACCCAAAUCAGGAAAAUUCCAGGUACAUAUGUGGACAGGCAUCUUAAUAAUAACCUAUAAGAAUUUACGAAGCGAGUAUUGUUGUCAUAAGGACGCUUACUUGUCAAAUAAAUAUUGGUUUCAUAACGUAAAGGCAAUAAUAAAGUUGUUAUGAAGGCCAGUGAUAAGCCCCUACAUGCACGCUCCUUCUCUGUGUAGAGCGUCUAUUGAGUUCAAGCAAUUUUGUUCUAAGAAACCCGUUAACGCGCUACAUAAUGACAUCUUUUAAAUAGUUAAGCGUUUCAAUACUGGAUCCUCUACCCCUCUAUAGCAUUGUGAUAACUACUGGUCUAAUAUCGUUUAGUAAACAAAUCACCACUUUGAAGUACAAUAUCUCGUAGAGGUUUCGGCGAAAAUUUUGUCGCCUGAAAACAGAAUCAAAUCUAGAGUACUGGCGCCGUUAUUGAUGGAACAUUUCGAAAAAAACUUCAGUUAUUUUGAUAGUAUGAUGACUUGCUACCGUAUUCACGCUGAAAGCAGGUUGGAACAAAGUGUAAGUACAAAGGUAGCAUCAGAUUCAAUUCAGGUACUCGAACACCUCUAAGCAGAUGACAAACAAGCUAAAGCCGUACGAAAUAUACAACAUCUUAAGUACACGUCCAUAGGAGCAAUUUUAAGAACCGAGUCCUUACUGCCUCAGGCAAAUAGUUUGAACCGAAGGGCAAACUUCACCUAGCACAACAUCGGUGCUAGUGAAAAGGGUGCCUUCACGUUCUAUGUAACCUGCUACUUUCUGUUACAGUCCUCAGCGGCUUUUCGUCAUCUUUAUUCUCUAAUUUUUCACCGGUGCCGUCAUGGUAGACGAGGGCUUCACUUGCUUUCUUGAAGAAGGACGUUCAUUUUACAGAAGUUAACUAGGGCACCCACCCUAGUUCCCCAAUUUGAAUGUACUUACCCUUCAUCUGCAUAACCUGGCCUCUUUCCAUUGUUACCCAUUUUUCUUAGCGAGAAGGAGGCAGGUCCAAGAGCCAGUCGAGCGCUCCGACACCCCGCGUUUCGAAGCCUCGUCGCCUCGUCACCCGUCGGGUUUCUAAGGCCUGACCCAGCGGCUGCUACGGACAGCACAUGUUGAUUUAUCUAUUUAUUCGCGUUCUUUCUCCUAGGCCCACUACCCCGUUACUACUUAGGACGAAUCUACCAUAUAUCCUACUAAUAACGCUCGUACCGGUUUGCUAUCGUAGUCGUGCUUAUUUUACUCCUACACCAACAGCAGUAGUAGAAAGAGCAUACUGCGUAAGAGCCCGAGUUAGAGUCCCCUUGAGCCGUUCGUGGCCCACGCCGCGAGGACAAGGGCGGUGUUCACAGCUCCAAUUACGCUGCUUCGCUGAUUGGACGAAAAGUAACAUUUAAAGGGGGUAACCUUUCGAAACCCCCGCUCUCUCUCGCAGUAGGCUGUCACGAGAUGCUGAGAAGGCGGGAAUCGCAUGUAUGAGAAGUAGGCCUACAGUAAGUUUGAGGAUCUUUUGGCGAGAUGCAUUUAACAGAAAGAGAAACUGGGAAAAAGCUGCAAUAGAAAAUGACUUGAUACAGAGGCAAAUGGCAAACAUUUCAUAUCGCUGCAGUUAGCUUAGUGCCUAUACUUCUAAUGGUUGUUAUCGCUCUUGAUGCUACGAAUGUUCGGAUGAAUGGCCAAAACUUUAAAAGUCGAAAACAAGUUUUAUAUAUAUAAUACUUACAUUAAGUGGGUUGUACAUAGUACAUAGAAAACAUGGUAUAUGUAGUAAUAAAG
This is a messenger RNA of Varroa destructor (honeybee mite), 4034 nucleotides long. Its product is annotated as aldehyde dehydrogenase, dimeric NADP-preferring-like. Gene Ontology annotation, cellular component: cytoplasm. Gene Ontology annotation, molecular function: aldehyde dehydrogenase (NAD+) activity. Lineage: Eukaryota; Metazoa; Arthropoda; Arachnida; Mesostigmata; Varroidae. Gene Ontology annotation, biological process: aldehyde metabolic process. The record is from RefSeq and is a predicted model, not a curated record.